UCUGUUGUUCCAGGUGUUUACUUCUCGCAGUAGUGCAUUUUCUCACUUCCACUGCACCAGGAUGCUCAGGCUCUUUGCUAUCUUGGUCAUUGUCGGGCUGUUGCUGGCGUGUCUCACUUCCUGGGUGUUAGACAUCUACGAUACCUCCUGGCAUCCUAAACGGAGCCUAGAGCAAACCGGUGAUGAGCUAUCCAAGAAAAGUGACAUACCCUAUCCCGGCGGAGAACUGGACAACAUAUUUUGGUUUGUGCAGGUGUCAGACAUUCAUAUCAGCCGAUUUCGUGAUCCAAGACGUAUACCAGACUUUGAGAAGUUUUGUACGGAAACGAUUGACGUGAUCAAGCCAGCUCUUGUGCUUGCCACAGGGGAUUUAACAGAUGCCAAAACAGAGAGCAAAGUAGGAUCACUUCAGCAUGAGGUGGAGUGGCAAGCCUAUCACAAUGUCUUGAAGAGGUCGCGGGUCUUGGAACACACAAAGUGGAUUGACAUCCGUGGAAACCAUGAUGCCUUUAACAUUAUAUCGCUGGAAAGUGUGAACAACUACUACAGGAAGUAUUCUGCCAAUCAAAAAGUCGGCUCUUUCCACUACAUACAUAGGACCUCCUUUGGCAAUUACUCUUUUGUCUGUGUUGAUGCCACUCUCACCCCUGGGCCUAAACGGCCCUACAACUUUUUUGGUAUUCUUAAUCAGACUCAGAUGGAUGAGUUGGCUACUUUCAGAGAAGAGAGCCGGAGCAGCAAUCAGUCCAUCUGGUUUGGGCAUUACACCACAUCUACUGUCAUUUCCCCCUUCCCAGGAAUUAGGACAAUGAUGAGUUCAGCUGUAGCCUACCUGUGUGGACACCUGCACACUCUCGGGGGCCUGAUGCCCGUGCUGCACAGCAGACACUCUGGGGGUACACUGGAGUUGGAGCUUGGCGACUGGAUGGACAACAGAAGGUACAGAAUACUGGCCUUUGACCAUGACCUGCUGAGUUUCUCUGACCUGACAUUUGAGGAGUGGCCUGUGGUGCUAAUUACCAACCCUAAAGAGGCGCAGUAUCUCCACCCUGGCCUGGAACCAUUCGGUCGAAUUCGCAGCUCAACACACAUCAGGAUCUUGGUCUUUUCCACUGCCCCAAUCACUGCCGUAUACGUCAGUGUAGACGGAUUGCCUAUGGGGAAAGGUCACUCAGUUGGGGGUCCACUGUACGUGCUGAGCUGGGACCCCUCCAAGUAUGCUACAGGGUUGCACACCAUCAAGGUUAAAGUGGAGGACUCCGCUGGACGCUCCAUAGUGCGGGAGCAGCUCUUCACGCUGGAGGAAGACCUCUCUCCAGGCUUUGGCUUCCUGCAGUCUUUCAUCCUGCUCACUGACCACUACAUCCUGGCAAGGAUAGCCUUUGUGCUGGUAGUGUUGCUUAACAUUGGAGCAUUGGUGGUGUUCAGAUUUCUGCAGAUACCCUCUGUUAGAGGUGAGGUUCUUAGAAUCCUUUUGCCAGAAAUAUUAGGACUCUCAUCUCAAGCAUGUAUGUCUCUACACCUCGUCAGUAAGAUCAGCAGUUUUUACUACUCUCUGCUGCUGCUCAACUUGUGUACAGCGUUGGGUCCGUGGUUCAUUGGUGAGGUUAUAGACGGACACAGCGGCGCCUGUUUUUCUUUUGGUGUGUUUGUAAACGGUCAUUUCCUCGAGGGCAGCCUCACCUAUGUUGUUGGAGUCAUGCAGCUGCUCUUCUUCAAUAUGCCUCUCACUUGUUACCUCUGCUGGACUCUCCAGCAGCGUUGCCGUGGCAACUCCUUCCGCUCACACUUCUGCCGGCGAGGCUGCCGCUGGUGGACUCUCGCCGUGCACCUGGGUAUGCUGAUCCUGCUAAUUUGGCAGGCUUACUCUUGUUACUUUCUGCUGGAGACCUAUGGUCCACUGGCCUUCUUCCUGUCACCCGUACGCACCUGGGCUUUGGGUAUGGGCCUUCUGCUAGUGUACAAGGCCUGGAGGGGUCCUUUACCAAGGCUUGGUGCCAACAGUAAGACUACCACAGGCUCCUGACGACUACACUCUUCCUCUGGCAAUGGCUAUUAAGCCUUCAUCCACUCACUUAGCCAUUAUUUUACCAGCUGACUUUUUGUUUUGAUCUUUUUUUUUGUGCCAAGUUCUCCUCUCUGUGUGUGAGCAAUCACUGCAUUUCCAGGCCUUACCCUCAAAUCGCAGAGGUAGAUAGUAGAGAUGUCACCCCUAAUAGUUUAGCGAUGGUUUAGCCCAAAGUUGUUAAAAUUUGGCACAGUGCACCUAAGGCUGGUUUUUCUUUCAUUGACUUUACUUGAC
This is a messenger RNA of Chanos chanos (milkfish), 2302 nucleotides long. RefSeq names its product transmembrane protein 62 (gene tmem62). The transcript is spliced from 14 exons. The record is from RefSeq and is a predicted model, not a curated record. Lineage: Eukaryota; Metazoa; Chordata; Actinopteri; Gonorynchiformes; Chanidae. Gene Ontology annotation, molecular function: hydrolase activity. Bases 62 to 2026 code for a protein of 654 amino acids.